Messenger RNA from Hymenoscyphus albidus, 1340 nucleotides. Lineage: Eukaryota; Fungi; Ascomycota; Leotiomycetes; Helotiales; Helotiaceae. The record is from the annotation of a GenBank genome assembly.
CUGUGGUAGUGGUAUGGUGGUGGUGGUGAUGGUGCCGAGCAAGCGGGAGGAGAAGGGCCGGAUAUUGCAAAUGAAUGACUCGGAUGAAGGGCAAGGCGCCGUCGUUCAGCGCAAGUAUGGGCAGAAACAGGACGCUAUGGUGUACGUGCCAAUUUGGGGUGAUUUUGAGGUUAUUCAGACAGAGUGCACCCCUGGCAGACGGCCUUGAGGCGAGUGGAAGUUGGGUCGGUAUGCAGGUGGCGCUAGCUGGCGCUGUGCAUUACAUACAGGCGGGGCGCGUUUUACGGAUUGGCAGAUUGCACGCGAUGACGGCGCCCACUGGGCAGCAAUUCCUUCAGCUGAGCCGGCAAGCAAGCAGGACUGCGGAGGAGUCGCGCAUGGAUUGCAUCUACGGGUAUGAGAGGGCGAGGGCGAGGGUCUGGCGUCGUCUAGAGGCAUAAAUAUUGUUUGUUAUGGACGGUGCAGGUGGUCGUCAGCGUCAACGGAGGUUGCAGGCGCCCGCAAGGUGUUUUUGGUGGGGUCGCUAAACCCCCCAGGCCCUGACCUCUCGUCCCUCAUCUCCCCUCUCCCCUCUUCCCUGCCGCGCCUGCUUCGCUUCCGAUCAGACCGCCGAACCAAUCGAUUGAGACCAGUGGCUGAAGCAUAUUCCCAAAAUCUUUGGUCCUCUACCGCUCUCAACACAAACCACUCAAAAGAUGGCUUCAAUCGCACGAUCUCUACGCCCCGCGGCCACCCGCCUGAUUGCCUCGUCCAGAGCAAACACACUAUUAUGGAGGCCCUCGUCCUUCGGCUCCCGCGCUUUUUCAGCUUCCCCAGCUGGUAAUUCGUCCUCGGGCACAUGCUUGGUGGUAUUGAUGCUGAUAACGCUCUAGUAUUCGCAAAGAAGUACACCAAGGACCACGAAUGGGUUGAGCUUUCCGAAGACAAGAAAACUGCCACCAUUGGCAUUUCAGACUACGCGGCACACGCUCUUGGUGAUGUUGUCUAUGUUGAGCUUCCAACGGCACCACUGGAGGUCGGAGUGGGGGAUUCCAUUGGAGCGGUCGAGUCAGUCAAGUCGGCUUCAGACAUCAACUCCCCAAUCACCUGCACGAUCACAUCUGUCAACAGUCUGCUCGAGGAAACGCCAGGUACCAUCAACAAAGGGCCAGAGGAUGAUUCCUCAGCUGGUGGAUGGGUUGCAAAAGUGGAGGUUGGUGAAGUAGGGAUCCAAGAUCUAGACAACCUUAUGGAUGCGGCGGCAUACAAAAAGUUUACAGAGGAAUAGUCUGGGGGGAUAUACAUUAGGAUGUGGUGCUUCAACAUGGCUGCAUUAUUUUGUUUGGGAGGCGUAUUCUGGU